GGAUCUGGUCUAGGCCACAAAAUCCAUCUCUACUCUAUUCUACAUUGUAUAUUCAUCUUCUCCUCUAGGGAUUAUUACAAGGAUCCCGAAAGGAAAUUUCAGACGACAAUUUAGGCCCUUCUAGAUGGUUUGAGAGGCUUAGCUCAUCUAUCAGCUCCUCCUGGAAGCCGUUUGUCAAGGCUGCAUUGAUGCUGCUUUGCAUGGACCAUUGGCUGUGAUCAUGCAUCAGAUCUGCACCAUCCUUGAGCUCCUUUUUGGCGCGGAGCAAUUCAACAUCUUGUUGUGCAGGGAGUCAAAGGUUUUCCUCAUAAUGAGCCUUCAUCACCUGUAACUUCUCUUCGGCAUAUGUUUUUUUUCAAGCUCAUCUUUGGCCUAGGCUUCUCGUUCCUCAGUGUGUCCACAAUCUGUGCCACGGAUUCCACCGCCUUCUUCUUGGCUUGAACAACCAUCUCUUCUGAAACCACUAGAGUGUAUGGGCAUUGGGCAGUCGCCUAAUCACCCUUCAACUGAAUCAAGGAGCUUGGAUUUCAAUGUGAUAAGAGUAAAGGGGAAUGCCGUGCUAAAUUUGCUUGCCAUAUGGACUGUUUUGCAUGGGCAAAGCACGAUAGUUAUCUGCCACCAGGCUGUCAUGGUCUAAAGGCUGUUACAAAGGCCAAGUUGGGGUAUGAUCCACUGGAGGUCAAUCCAGAGGAUUUGGUUUGCUUUUCAAAGGAAAUACCACAGAUGAUAGCCUCUUAUUCUGUUUCUGAUGCUGUUGCAACUUAUUACUUGUAUAUGACUUGUGUACACCCGUUCAUUUUUUCUCUUUCAACUAUAAUUCCAAUGCCACCAGAUGAAGUAUUGCGUAACGGAAGUGGCACUCUCUGUGAGAUGCUUCUCAUGGUCCAGGCAUACAAGGGAAAUGUUAUCUUCCCAAAUAAGCACCAACCAGAUCCCGAGCAUUUCUACAACAACCAACUUUUUGAGAGUGAGACAGUCAUAGGUGGCCAUGCGGAAUGCCUAGAAAGUGGUGUUUUUAGAUCUGACCUUCCAACUAGUUUCAAACUCAAUCCAUCUGCUUAUGAGCAACUGAUGAACAAUCUUGAUCGGGAUCUACAGUAUGCUAUAAAAAAAGAUGGGAACAUUGACCUGGAAAAUGUAAUAAACUACAAUGAAGUGAAGGAUGCAAUCACCAAAAAGCUUAAGGACUUACACGAUGAACCUAUACGUGAAGAAAACCCUCGUAUAUAUCAUCUUCAUAUGGCAGAUUUGUGUCCGAACAUCAUACUGACUAAUAGGCUUCAACCUCCGUCAAUAGUUACAGAUGAGGUAUGCACUGCUUGUGACUUCAAUCGUCCCGGAAAAGAUUGUCUCCAAAAGCUGGAAUGGGUUUGGUGUGGGCAGACAUACACGGCAAAUAGAAAGGACUACUAUACUCUACGGAGAGAACUUGAGUCUGAAACUGUCGAAGGAAUUGAUGGUCAAUCACAAAAAGAAUUUCUUGACCUGCCUGAAUCAGAGAAACAAGCAAAACUGAAAGACCGCUUAAAGAUAUAUUGCCGAAAGACAUAUAAAAGAGUGCUAAACAAACCAGUUGUUGAGCUCCGAGAAGCAGGGAUCUGUAUGCGUGAAAACUCUUUUUUUGUUGAUGCAGUGCACAUUUUACAGGCCAAGAGAUAUGAAUACAAAGUACUUACUAAAGUUUGGAAGGGAAGACUCUUAGAAGCUAGUGCUAGUGGAAGUUCUAUAAUGAUUCAAGAAGCACGGGUUAUGGCUGCCCUUUGUGAUUCAUUACAUCUGGCUCACAAAUUUAUUCUCAACUCGUUCUGUGAUUAUCUCAUGAGCAAGGGUGCGAGGUGGUACUCCAUGGAGAUGGCUGGCGUUGUGACUCAUCUUAGAGCAAAAGUGAUUCAAGAUGCAAGACUACUGGUUGGAAAAAUUGGAAGACCUCUUGAGUUAGGCACCAAUGGUAUUUGGUGUGCAUUGCCUGGCUCAUUCCCUGAUAACUACACCUUCAAGACUAGAAACCCAGAGAAGAAGCUGACGAUCUCAUAUCCUUGUGUUAUGCUUAACGUAGAUGUGGCAAAGAAUACCAUCAUUGAUCACUACCAGAUGCUGACUAAUUCUGUGUAUGAGACAUACAGAACACAGUGUGAAAGUUCACUUGGAUUUGAAGUGGACGGACCAUAUAAGGCAAUGAUUCUUAAAGCUUCCAAGGAAGAAGGAAUUUUGAUUAAGGAGCACUAUGCAGUUUUCAAUGAUGAUGGAACACUUGCCGAGCUAAAAGAUUUGGAGAUCAUGCGGGGAGGUCAGCUAAAGCUCAUAAAAGAUUUUGAGGCAGAUCUCUUAAAUAAUUUCCUUCAUGGAUCCACAUUAGAGGAAUGCUAUUCAGCUGUUGCUUCUGUUGCAAACCGUUGGCUUGAUAUUCUUGAGAAUCAAGGGAAAGACAUUGCAGACAGCGAAUUGCUUGACUAUAUAUCAGAAUCAAUAACAUUGAGCACGUCUUUAGCUGAUUGUGGUGAGCAAAAGUCAUGUGCAGUUACCACAGCAAAACGCCUUCGGGAUUUUCUUGGGGAUGCAAUGGUUAAAGAUAAAGGGUUGUGUUGCCAGUAUAUAGUUGCAUGUGAGCCAAAGGGAACACCAAUCACUGAGCGGGCUAUUCCUGUUGCAAUAUUCAAAACUAAUACUGAAAAUAUGAAGCUUUUUAUAAAGAAGUGGUGCAAAAUAUCAUCAGAUUCAAAGACCAGCAUCCGCUCUAUUGUUGAUUGGUCAUACUAUAAGCGCAGACUUUGUUCGAUGAUCCAAAAGAGAAUUACUAUUCCUGCUGCAAUGCAGAAGGUUGCAAAUCCUGUCCCGAGGGUGCCUCAUCCAAGUUGGCUACUUAAAAGGGUUAACGAAAAGGAAGAAAAGUUUCGUAGUCAUCAACAAGAACUGGAAGACAUGUCUGGUUCAAUGAGCAGAGAUAAUAAGAGUGCAGGUGCAGAUAUAGAGGACAUGGGGAAAGCUGGAAAAUCUUAUGUGAUUGCACCCAGGCCCAUUGUUCAUUCUCAUGGAGUGAACAAAAGGGUUGAGAGAACCUUUCAAGAAAUCUCUUUAGACCGAUAAUAAUAUGAUUAUGUGACAAAGGGAAUGUAAUGUUCUUUUGUUUGGUUGAACCGCUAUUCAUAUUUAAUUACUACUAUAUGGAUUAGAAAUUAUCUCCCUAGUUUUGUGGGAAAUUAGACAUUUAAAGUGAUAAUUUUGGAUUAAUUGUACUUCGUAGAAAUUAGGCCCAUUAAAGCUUUGGGACUUCU
Molecule: messenger RNA, 3272 nt
Organism: Cuscuta campestris
Lineage: Eukaryota; Viridiplantae; Streptophyta; Magnoliopsida; Solanales; Convolvulaceae
Source: the annotation of a GenBank genome assembly